AUGCCGGACGACGACAAAGCAGCCGGCCAUUCCUCUGCCGUGGAUGUGGAGAAAACCACCCAGCGUCUGGAGAAGCACUCGCAUGAUGCCGACGAGGCGCUCAAGGCCUUCGAGGGCAUCCAGGGGGAAGCGAUCGAGCUGGACGAGGCGACGAAUCGGCGACUGUUGAGAACAAUCGAUUGGCACAUUAUGCCGAUUAUGUGUGUGGUCUAUGGGAUGAAUUAUCUGGACAAGACUACACUCUCCUAUGCGAGUGUGAUGGGCAUCAAGGAGGACUUGCAUCUGAUUGAUGAUCAGUAUCAGUGGCUGGGGAGUUUGUUCUACUUUGGGUAUCUCGCCUGGGAGUAUCCGACCAGCCGCCUCCUCCAGCGCCUCCCACUGGGCAAAUACUCCGCAGCCUGCAUCCUGAUCUGGGGUCUGAUUUUGAGCUGCUUCGCCGGCGUGCAAAACUACGCGGGCGCCAUCGCCAUCCGCUUCUUCCUCGGCGUGUUUGAAGCGGCCGUGACGCCGGGCUUUGCGCUGUUGACUUCGCAGUGGUACACCAAGAAAGAACAAGGCAGCCGGGUCAACAUCUGGUUCAGCUUCAACGGCUUCGGACAGAUCCUCGGCGGGUUCGUGGCAUACGGGAUCGCCAUCGGCACAGAGAAGCACGGCGCCGCUAUCGAGUCCUGGAAGAUCGUGUACCUGGUGAUGGGUUUGCUGACCAUCGCGCUCGGUCUGGUGUUUCUGUGGGUUGUCCCGGAUAACCAGCUGAAUGCGCGGUGGCUGAGCAAAGAAGACCGCGUGCUGGCUGUGGCACGGGUGCGCAUUAACCAGCAGGGGAUCGGUAAUAAGCAUUUCAAGAUGUAUCAGUUGAAAGAGGCCCUCAUGGAUCCCAUGUCGUGGGCCUUUUUCUUCUAUGCCCUGUUGGCCGAUAUUCCGAAUGGGGGAAUCACUAAUUUCUUUAGCCAGCUGAUCACUAGCUUCGGAUAUACCGCAGAACAGAGCCUCCUAUACGGCACGCCCGGCGGCGCGGUCGAGGUGAUUUCGCUGCUCCUAAACGGGUACAUCGGGCACAUCACAGGACAGCGGAUCCUCGCCAGUCUCGGCGGGCUGGUCGCGUCCAUCGUGGGGAUGAUUCUAAUCGUCGCCCUCCCGCUCUCGAACAAAGUCGGCCGUCUGCUCGGGUACUACAUGACGCAGGCCAGCCCGACGCCGUUCGUGGCGCUGCUGUCCCUGAUCUCGUCGAAUGUGGCUGGGUAUACGAAGAAGACAACAGUUGCCGCUAUGUAUCUGAUCGGAUACUGCGCGGGGAACAUCAUCGGACCCCAAACCUUCCGCCCCAAGGAUGCCCCGCGCUACGUCCCCGCCGAGAUCACAAUUAUCAUCUGCUGGGGCGUGUGCCUGUUUCUAUUGGUUGGUGUGUGGUUCUGGUAUAGGCGGGAGAAUCGGCGCAAGGCAGAGGCUCGGGCCCAGCCGGGCUAUGUGCGCUUGGAGAAUCAGGAAUGGCUCGAUUUGACGGACCGGGAGAACCCCGAGUUUGAGUAUUCGCUGUAG
Molecule: messenger RNA, 1536 nt
Organism: Penicillium riverlandense
Lineage: Eukaryota; Fungi; Ascomycota; Eurotiomycetes; Eurotiales; Aspergillaceae
Product: allantoate permease family MFS transporter
Exons: 7
Coding region: 1-1536 (511 amino acids)
Biological process (GO): tripeptide transport; allantoate transport; dipeptide transport
Cellular component (GO): plasma membrane
Molecular function (GO): allantoate transmembrane transporter activity; dipeptide transmembrane transporter activity
Source: RefSeq, a predicted model, not a curated record